Messenger RNA from Sitophilus oryzae (rice weevil), 2188 nucleotides. RefSeq names its product intracellular protein transport protein USO1. Gene Ontology annotation, cellular component: plasma membrane. The record is from RefSeq and is a predicted model, not a curated record. Lineage: Eukaryota; Metazoa; Arthropoda; Insecta; Coleoptera; Curculionidae. The transcript has 9 exons. Bases 169 to 1857 code for a protein of 562 amino acids.
CGAUUGAAUUUUUAAAUUCCAAAAAUAAACUGCUUGAGCGCAUCUUCGUUCAGUCUCUUAGUGCCUUUCCGAGGAUUAAUAUGUUUCCGUUCCUUCAGUAGAUUAGUGGUGCAUUAGUUUGUUUUAAUAUAUGCCGCAAGAUUUAGAUAAAAGCGGUCCGGAUUAAAAAUGCUGGCGAAAGUUCUUCUGAGUUGCAUGUUAAUUUCUUCUGUAGUGGUACUGAAAGUGGACGCAAUUGUAACCAAUGAAGAUAUUCGGUUGGCAAUCCUUCAAAUAGUAAACGUAGUAAGAAAUACAGAUGAUAAACUUGAAAGGCAUGAAUUUAGAGAAAAGCAAUUAGGAGAGCAGCUCAAAAAAGGUUUAAUAAACAUAGACAAAAGAAUAAAGCUCUUAGAUCCAUUAAAGGGAACUGUUAGUAGGAUAGAUGAACGGUUGGCGGCUGUAGAAACAAUACUAAUGCAAAAAGACAAGGAAGAAAGGGAAAGACAGAUGCAACAGCAAAAGAUCUACGAAGCCAUACUGGAUCUACAGAAGAACCUACCUCUAGUUAUAGAUCAACUCAAUCAAGAUAUAAGUAGAAAAAUAGCCUUAGAAGCCCCGCCAGCCGCCAUUAGCGAACCCAUGAUGACCAAGAGCGACUUCACCAAAAUGGAAAAAGAAGUAAUUGAGAAAAUGGAAAGAGUGACGUCCACCAUUAACAACAUGGAGAACGAACUGGCUAAAAUUCGGGAGGAAAAUAUCAACAGCAUCCAGGACGCCACCAACAAAUCGUCGGAGAGCCUGGAAAAGGUCAAGAGGCAGCUGGACAAUAGCGAAACCUUGCUGUCUAAAUACGAGUCAAAAUUGUCCGAAUUUAACAACAAAAUUCCGGAAAUUGACGUUAGAAGUUUCAAGGAAGACGAUACCUGGAAAGAGGAAUUCCUAAGAGAACUGGCAAAUCAAAAACUUCAAGUCAACGAAAUCCUGAACAAUGUCAAAGGCGUCCUGGUUUCAAUCAGCAAACUUCCAGAUAGAUUGGACCACGAAUACGCUCACAACACCACAUUACACAAACUGGAACAUAGACUGGAAGAAGCCAGACAGUCGCCAUCUGGCACGAUACCAGGAAGUUCAGUCCAGUCGCUAGAAAACAGUAUUAUGGAAAUCAAGUCUGAAGCAGUGAAGCACCAGGAGCUGGUGAAGACGUCAUUCAACGAGUUGACAGAAAUAACUUCACAUUUAACUGAGAGUUUUGCUAAGAAUUAUGGUGAUAUCAGAUCUGAAAUUCAAGAGUUGGGCAAAUUAGACAAGGUUAUCAUGCAAACUGCCGAUGGUAUUCUCGAUACGAAACGUCGUGUUGAGUACGGAAUCCAUCAGAUAGUCAAUGAAGUUUCCAAACAUAUCAAGGAUGGAACCAACGAAAUAGCACAAGGAUUUAACGACAGGUUCGAUAACUUUGAAUCCUCCAUUCUAGAUGAAGAAUCUGGAGCUUUAACUAAUCUAACGUCAAAAAUACAAGAAGAAAUAGGUCGGGUGUGGCGUCAAAUUGGCAUCAUGCACCAGCAAAUGACGGCUAGCACGGAUACACUAAACAAACUGCAAAACCAAACUGAUACUUACGUCACUGGAUCCUUGGAUGUGAUGGAUACCAUGAAAGGAAAGGUUAGUCUAAUAACCGGUAGAAUGACGGAAGUAGACGAAAAUCUAAACUUCCUCCUGGGAAAACUAGGUCUAUUAUCGCAAGAAUUCAACAGCAUCAAGUCAGGAUUAGGUACUACUCUUGACGAAAUCCGAUCUACCUUUCAAACCGUCCAAACGAAGAUAAAGGACAAAGGUCCUGGACCGCACAAGAUAUCCAGCAACGAGAUUGUAGUAUAAAAUCGUAAUUUAGGUUAAGAAGAAAUGUUGUCGGUGAAGCUUGAUUCAACGUAUAGGUUGUACUUUAGGCACAAAUCAAGCAAAAUCUACCUGGACAAAAAUUGCCAAAGGUAAAUUAUUUAAAGAAUAAGAUACUCAUUUUAUUCUUUUCGUAAAAAAAUAUUUAUUGUUUAAAAUGUAUUUAAUUUGAACACUUACGUGUUCUAUACCUAAGUAGUAAUUCUUCUAAGCUCUUUAAUAUGUAAGAUUUCUACUGAUUAUUUUUGUAUUCCUUAUUCGCUUUAAUGCAAUUAAUAAAGUACUUUUUAGAAAUAAAUAAAAUUCAUGUCUA